Molecule: messenger RNA, 1542 nt
Organism: Trichophyton rubrum CBS 118892
Lineage: Eukaryota; Fungi; Ascomycota; Eurotiomycetes; Onygenales; Arthrodermataceae
Exons: 3
Coding region: 1-1542 (513 amino acids)
Biological process (GO): proteolysis
Molecular function (GO): serine-type carboxypeptidase activity
Source: RefSeq, a predicted model, not a curated record
AUGCGUUUUACACAGAUUGUGGCAGCCGCUCUCUGCUUGGGCGCCACCGAGGCAGCGGUAGCUCCUAUCGACAGAGCCCGCAAAGUGCUAGGAAACCAGCACGCGUUUGACAAACGUGAUGCUUCCGGUGAUACCGCAAAGGCCCCCAAACACUUGACUAGCAAGAACAAGAAGUUCUAUGUUGACCCAAACAGCAUCCCUGGUGUCCCUUUCGAUAUUGGAGAGUCGUAUGCUGGAAAUCUCGCCAACACUCCAGCUGGCAACUCUAGUUUGUUUUUCUGGUACUUCCCAUCAGAGAACCCGGAAGCCAAAAACGAAAUCACCAUUUGGCUCAACGGUGGCCCCGGAUGUAGCUCCAUGAUUGGUCUUCUUCAAGAGAAUGGACCAUUCUUGUGGCAGCCGGGCACUGAUGGCCCAGUCAAGAAUCCCUAUGCUUGGUCCAAACUCACUAAUAUGGUCUGGGUUGACCAACCAGCGGGAACUGGCUUCUCCCCUGGCCCACCCACUGUGAAGGAUGAAAUCGAUGUUGCAAACCAGUUCAGCGACUUCUGGAAGAAUUUCAUGGACACCUUUGACCUCCACCACAGUGAUGUUUACCUUGCUGGAGAGAGUUACGCUGGUCAAUAUAUUCCUUACAUUGCCAGCGGGAUGCUAGACAGGAAGGAUUCCGAAUACUUUAAUGUCCAGGGUAUCACAAUCAUUGACCCAUCCAUUGGUGCUACCGAAGUGAUUAUUGAUGCCCCAUCUGUUCCUGCAUUGCACCGCUUCAACAACAUUAUUGACCUAAAUGAGACCUUCGUUAACGAUAUCACUAAAAAAUGGGAGAGCUGUGGAUACAAGAAAUUCAUGGAUGAUGCUUUGAGGUUCCCUCCAGCUGGCCCCAUGACUGUCCCUGGAAAGUCUGCUGGAUGUGAUGUUUGGGACGAGAUUAUCACUGCUGUCAAGGAGGUCAAUCCAUGCUUCAACAUCUAUCACCUUAGGGACAACUGCCCAAGCCCAUCUAACGUCAUGAAUGGACCAAAGAACUUCUUCAACAACAAGCAAAUCCAGGAAGCUAUCCACGCCCACCCAACUGAUUACCGCCUUUGCGGUGAAUCUCAGAUCUUCGGUCCUCACCGCAAUGACCGCUCUGUCCCCAGCUCAUAUGGCCCCCUUGCCAGUGUCAUUGAGAGAACAAACAACACCAUUAUUGCACACGGUGACCUUGACUUCCUCCUUUUCGCCGAAGGCAGCUUAGCCUCCAUCCAAAACAUGACUUGGGGUGGUCUCCUGGGCUUUCAGAAGGAACCAUCUGACAAGUUCUAUGUUCCAUACAAGGAUGGAUCUGAAGUCGGCGGAGCUGGAUUUGUUGGCAAGACCCAUCGCGAGCGUGGCCUCACUUGGGUUACUGUUGACCUUGCUGGACACGGUAAGUUGGAUUAUCCCAAUUUGCCGCCUGGAAGGUCGCUAACAUAUAUUAUAUCUAGAAAUCCCACAGUAUGCUCCCACUGCUGCAUACCGUAUGCUCGAGUACAUGCUUGGAAGAGUCCAGAGCCUGACUGA